Vitrella brassicaformis is the source of this 2583-nucleotide messenger RNA. Lineage: Eukaryota; Vitrellaceae. The record is from the annotation of a GenBank genome assembly.
CACGAGCGGCAGCCCCGUGAGUGUCGAGUCCCCCUCUCGCACCUGCCUCUCUCUCACCCACCAGGAUGACAAGCCCCGCCGUCCUCACGAUCUUCAAAGAUCCGGAGAAGCAAGAGGUUGAGAAGCAGCUCUCCCUCACCAAAAUCAAAGACAGUGGUUUCUCCCACAUCUUUCGCGGCCAAUACACCAAGGAGAACUGCCAAACACUCGACGCCGCCUUCAAAGUUGUGCUGAAGGAGAGCAGCAACCAGAUGUCAGCCCUUAUCGCCGAAAACAAGUGCCUGAUAGCGGCCGCCAAAACGCUGCGGGAGGCAGAAACAGCCGGCACGCUCUCCGCCGAUGAGUGGCCGUUUGUGAAGUCGGUUUGCUUCCGUGGCGGCAGGAAGCCUGCCAGCAUCACAACCACCAACGGGGAAGGGCAGCAGGAGACACAUGAUUGUCUCGUCCUCGUACUGCCAUGGUUGCAGAGUAAGACAUAGCGGAAAAAUCCGUCAUUCACGUCUCAACUGUCACUGAUCGGUGUGUCUUAUUUCAACGUGUGUUUUGCAGUCGGCGGCGAUGGAUUGGAUGGCACGUAUGUGGACAUCUACAACUUGGUCGCCCGCUUCAAUUUUGGCGCGAUAUACCGCCGCCACCGGCCUCCCCUCCCAGCCACUGACAUCGCAGCGAUCAAGAAAGACAUGAUUAUCGGGUUGCGAGGCGUAUACCACUUUGGGCUUGCCCAUUUGCGUGCCGCAACUGCGAUGAAAAGGCUGGGAAUCGACAACUUCACCAACGACGUCGAGAUCAAGUGCGACGCGCUGCUGCAGGGGCUUGAAGGGCAAGAAGCCGGCAGCACGGCCUCUCCACAACCGCCGUCGCCUCUGCCCUCUCCCCUCCCCGCCAUCCUCCCAUGCAGCGGCGCCACCUUCCUGGAUGUGGGGAGCAUGAUGCCAGGCGACGGUGACGAAGAGGGCGUCACUGUGAGGCUGCCACUGGAGUACGAGGAGCAGCUCAAGAGUCUGAAGAUACCUGCUUUUGCCUACAACUGCAUUGUGCCAGAGAUGGCGGUGGUGUUCAUGAGCGGGUGCAUCGAGGACACGACGGGCGAGAUAUGGCAGGAGAUGCUGGGCCUCAACCCAGCAGGGAGGGAGAGCGAGAAGGAGGAGAUCGAGCAGCUCAAGAGGCUGUAUUGGACAGCGGUGGAAAAGUUGGCGGGGCGAGGUGUUGUCGAGCUGGAGGAGGGACAGCCGAAGGCGAUUUAUCUGCGAGACACGGCGGUGACCUUUGCGCUUGGCCAGAUGCUGCGGCAUCUUGUGUCUGGGGACCCAUAUGAGGACAUCUAUGUCGAGCGCAUGAGGGAGGAGUGGGAGAAGAAGAAAGAGGAAAGCGCGUCCGCUGGCGAGGACAUGACAGUGGCCUACUCAUUCAAGAAGGUCAGAGAGGAGGUCAAGGGCGCCCUGAACUUCGAAAACCGGCGACAAUUCCUCUUCGACAGCGACAACGGCACAGCCACCCCCAAAUCUCUGCCAUGGAUGAUACCGCCUCUUGCUCUGCGAUCCGAAACUGACCUGACCUUCGCUCGCCCAAUUGGGCAAGAUCUAGGUCAACUUGCCUACGAGGCAUUGGACGCCGAGCCAUGGAAGCGCCCAUCAUUGGAGGCGUCAGUCAGGCGGAUCGGCAAUGUGCUGGAAAAAGCCAUUGGGGCUGAAGGGGCAGAGAAGCGGGAAGAAGAGGAGGUCUCAGCACUACCAGCCCCAACAGCCGACAAGGGCAGCCCCACGGCAGAUGCUGACACACCUUGCCAGUACCAGAAAGGACCACCUUCCGAAUCUCGGCACACAAGCAGAUGGCGGGGCCUCUGGAAGUGGAAUCCUUUUCGUGCAAAGAGUGAAGAGCAGAUGAAGUAUACGAUCAGUGAAGAGGAUGGCUGGACAGUGGUGGAGGAGUUCAAGAGCGAGUUGAAGGAGUGGGAGAUUGUGAACUUUGCUCUUGGGAGGGAUUUUUGAGGUGGUGGAGUGGUGGAGUCGUUUGGAUUGUCUGUCGUGUAUUGUGAGAGGAGAAUUCUUUGCUUGGUCUUGCCGCAGUGGCAUUCAGGGGCCGCCUGCUGCAUCAUCCGCUGAUGCAGCGCGUGAACUCUGAAUGGUCACUUGCGGCGGCUGGCUGGCUGGCCUUCCGACGGGCGCAUUGGUGACACACUCGGUCAUUGCGUGAACGGCGGAAAGGUCAGUCAGGCGGCGAGACAUGGGCUACAGGCAGACAGAUGGAGGAGGGAGGGAGGGAGGGAGGAAGGGAGGCAGUGGCUGUAGUGUGGGUGUGUGAGGGUGGAUAGUUGGACGCGGAAGGCGGAGGGUCGCCGCAUGGAGUCGUGCUGCCAGUGUCCUUCCACGGGGCGCUUUGUCGCAUCACUUGUUGUUGUGACGAGUGAACUUGGAUGGGCAUCGUGGCGGCUGGCUGCCUGGCCUUUCGAUGGGCGCUUGUGUGAUAUGCAACUAUCGCCGAGUGAACUUGAGAUGUGCCAGUCAGUCAGCUGGAUGUUCAGGAGAGACACAGACGGUUAUGGUAAGACAAAAAGACUGACACGACGUCGGAUGACCUAUUGUG